Molecule: messenger RNA, 498 nt
Organism: Erythranthe guttata (spotted monkey flower)
Lineage: Eukaryota; Viridiplantae; Streptophyta; Magnoliopsida; Lamiales; Phrymaceae
Source: RefSeq, a predicted model, not a curated record
AUGAGUGUAGUUACUAAUUUAGUAGCCGAAUAUAUUCCGACAACCAACUUCAAGUUCGUUUCUUUCGACACAAUAAAGAAGAAUGUGGAUGAAUAUUUACUAUUUGAUGUAAUUGGCCAUGUGGUAGAGAAGGGGCAUAUAAAGGAGAUCACUACAAAAGGAGAGAAAAGCAAACUUUUGGAUGUUAUUCUGCAAGAUUUAGAGAAAAAUACAAUUAAAUGUACUUUAUGGGAAGCAUUUGCUGAACAAAUUGAUGCAUAUGUAACGAAUGCUGACCAAAAUGGACCUACUGUGGUCAUACUUCAGUGUUUCAGUGCUAAAACUUAUUGUGGAAGCACGACUUUGUCAAAUGUUCGACAUGGAUCACAACUACUGAUCAAACCGAAUUUGAAAGAAGUUUUAGACUACAGGCUUGCAUUGAGCGAAGAAGUCUAUGUCCCAUCAGUUAGUCAAUUAUCGUCCCAACUUUCUUUGCCUCGAUCGUACGAUCCACUCUAG